GGCGGCGGGCAGGCUCCCCGUGGCGCCCCCUGCCGGCGGGCCGGCGUACGCGCGGCUGCGCGGCUCCGCCAAUGGGAGGCGGCGUGGCGUCAGGGCGCCGUGGGUUCGGCGGCGCGCGCGGCAGUGGGCACAGCGGCUUCCGGUGCGGCGGCGGCGGCGGGGCCUGGCGGUGCGCGGCGGCCAUGACGGCGCACAGCUUCGCGCUGCCGCUCGUCCUCUUCUCCGCCUUCUGGGGCCUGGUGGGCAUCGCCGCCCCCUGGUUCGUGCCCAAGGGGCCGAACCGUGGGGUGAUCAUCACGAUGCUGAUCACCACCGCCGUGUGCUGCUACCUCUUCUGGCUCAUCGCCAUCCUGGCCCAGGCCAACCCCCUGUUCGGGCCGCAACUGAAGAACGAAACCAUCUGGUAUGUGCGAUUCCUCUGGGAGUGAGCAGUCCCUGGUGGCUGGCACCUGAACAGAGACCCCCCACCACCAGAAUUGUCACCCUCUUGCUGCUGUUCCAGCCUCUACCCUCCUGUACCUGGCAGCCCCCAGAGGUGCUGGGACAGAGGCUGGACCCGCUGCCCCAGUGUACCCUGAACACUGCAACCUGGACCAGUGAUGGCUGGGGCCCUGAGCAUGGCAGGCAGUGCCCCUGGGACAAGGUCCUAGUAAGCCCUGCCCUGGGAGCAGCCACGCUACCAGGGAGAGAUCCCCUCAGCUGUCAGAGUGCUGCAGUCACUGACGCUGAGCACCAUCCUGAGAGAGAUCUGUGUGUAGUGCCACCAGAUCCUGUCCCUGCAGUGCUUGCCCUGCUCCCUCCAGUACACUCAGUCCUAUCCCCUCGAGUGAACCCCCUGCUCGUAGCCCAAGCUGCCCAACUGGUUACCAUAUCCGCGGUCAUUUCAGGCACUGGCUGCCUCUCUGAGAAGGCAGGAGCCCAUUGCAUCCUCUGUAGUAUGAUGAGUUCCCUGCAGUAGGGGUGGUCCUUGCUAAGACAGGUUCUAGCUGUGAGUGGGAGAAGGGAGGGCUGACACCAGAGGAGCAUGCAGAUCCCCCUGGGUGUGAUGAGGGAGGUGCUGGGGUACAGGGCAGGGGGUUCUGUUUGGCAGCCUGCUGGAGGGGAUUAGGGAGGUGCUAUGUCUCCUCCCAUCCCUCCCAGCAGCGAGGGAGCUGCCGUAGUGUCUAGGUAUCACCACCACCUCCCAAUCUGUGUUCAGGUUCUGAGAACAGAAUAGGGCGUUGUGUUUUAUGUUUCCCCUUAUUUAUUAGACAAUUUGCCUGUAUGUAUUUAUUUGUCUGUGUUAAAUUUGUGUUGUGGAAAUAAAUCCUUUUUCUAGUAA
Molecule: messenger RNA, 1321 nt
Organism: Falco peregrinus (peregrine falcon)
Lineage: Eukaryota; Metazoa; Chordata; Aves; Falconiformes; Falconidae
Gene: ATP6V0E2
Product: ATPase H+ transporting V0 subunit e2
Exons: 4
Coding region: 72-428 (118 amino acids)
Biological process (GO): proton transmembrane transport
Cellular component (GO): proton-transporting V-type ATPase, V0 domain
Molecular function (GO): proton-transporting ATPase activity, rotational mechanism
Source: RefSeq, a predicted model, not a curated record